CCCUUCCCCCGCCCCUCGCCUCAGUUCCGGUACAAGACCCGCGUUUACAAACAGACCAACCUGGACGAGAAGCAGCUGGCCAAGCUGCACACAAAGACCGGACUGAAGAAGUUUCUGGAGUACGUGCAGCUCGGAACGUCGGACAAGGUGGCACGGCUGCUGGACAAGGGGCUGGACCCCAAUUACCACGACUCGGAUUCAGGAGAGACCCCCCUGACGCUGGCUGCCCAGACGGAAGGCUCCGUAGACGUGAUUCGAACUCUGUGCCUGGGCGGGGCCCACAUCGACUUCCGAGCCCGGGAUGGCAUGACAGCCCUGCACAAGGCCGCGUGCGCCCGGCACUGCCUGGCUCUCACGGCACUCCUGGACCUCGGGGGCUCCCCCAACUACAAGGACCGCCGGGGGCUGACCCCUCUGUUCCACACGGCUAUGGUGGGGGGCGACCCCCGCUGCUGCGAGCUGCUGCUGUACAACCGGGCCCAGCUGGGAGUGGCUGAUGAGAACGGCUGGCAAGAGAUCCACCAGGCCUGCCAGCGGGGUCACUCUCAGCACCUGGAGCACCUGCUCUUCUACGGGGCUGAGCCCGGAGCCCAGAACGCCUCGGGGAACACGGCGCUGCACAUCUGCGCCCUCUACAACAAGGAGACCUGUGCUAGGAUCCUCCUCUAUCGCGGGGCCAGCAAGGACGUGAAGAAUAACAAUGGACAGACCGCCUUCCAGGUGGCAGUGAUUGCUGGGAAUUUUGAACUGGGGGAGCUGAUUCGAAACCAUCGAGAGCAGGACGUGGUGCCCUUCCAGGAGUCCCCCAACCCCCGGGGCGCCCGGGCUCGCUCCCCAUCCCGAGGGAGGCACCCCGAGGAGGCCAAGAGGCAGCCCCGUGGACGGCCCAGGUAGGGAGGGCUCAGCCCUGGUCCCAGGGACAGACCCCAACCCGGCCAGAUCCCCUCCUCAGAGCCACCAGGCCCCAUGGGCAGCCGCGGGCGACGCAGGAAGCUCUACUCGGCCGUGCCCGGACGCUCCUUCAUGGCCGUGAAGUCCUACCAGGCCCAGGCCGAGGGGGAGAUCUCCCUGAGCAAGGGCGAGAAGAUCAAAGUGCUCAGCAUCGGGGAAGGAGGCUUCUGGGAAGGCCAGGUCAAAGGUCGCGUCGGCUGGUUCCCCUCGGACUGCCUGGAAGAGGUGGCCAACCGCUCCCAGGAGGGAAAGCAAGAGAGCCGCAGUGACAAGGCGAAGAGGCUGUUCCGGCAUUAUACCGUGGGCUCCUACGACAGCUUUGAUGCCCCCAGGUAUCGUAUUGGGGUGCUCGCGCAGACCCCCAUCGAGGAGUUCACCCCCACCCCGGCCUUCCCGGCCCUGCAGUAUCUGGAGUCGGUGGACGAGGGCGGCGUGGCAUGGCGCGCGGGACUGCGCAUGGGCGACUUCCUCAUCGAGGUGAACGGGCAGAAUGUGGUGAAGGUGGGCCACCGCCAGGUGGUGAACAUGAUCCGCCAGGGGGGCAACACGCUGAUGGUGAAGGUGGUGAUGGUCACCCGGCACCCGGACAUGGACGAGGCCGUCCACAAGAAAGCACCCCAGCAGGCUAAGCGGCUCCCGCCCCCAGCCAUCUCCCUGCGUUCCAAGUCCAUGACCUCAGAGCUGGAGGAGAUGGAGUAUGAGCAGCAGCCGGCGCCCGUGCCCAGCAUGGAGAAAAAGCGGACCGUGUACCAGAUGGCGCUCAACAAACUGGACGAAAUUCUGGCGGCAGCUCAGCAGACCAUCAGUGCGAGCGAGAGCCCCGGGCCCGGGGGCCUGGCCUCCCUGGGCAAACACCGGCCCAAAGGCUUCUUUGCCACCGAGUCGAGCUUCGAUCCCCACCACCGCUCGCAGCCGAGCUAUGAACGGCCUUCCUACCUGCCUCCAGGACCUGGGCUUAUGCUCCGGCAGAAAUCUAUUGGGGCCGCAGAAGACGACAGGCCUUACCUAGCGCCCCCGAGCAUGAAGUUCAGCCGCAGCCUGUCCGUGCCUGGUUCGGAGGACAUCCCCCCGCCUCCCACCACGUCCCCACCCGAGCCCUGGGCCCGGGGAGGCAGCGGGGGCAGCGGGGACAGCCACCACGGGGGAGCCAGCUACGUCCCCGAGAGGACCUCCUCCCUGCAGCGGCAGAGGGCCCCCAGCCCCUCGCUGCUGCCCACUUCGGAGCACAAGGUCAGCCCUGCGCCCCGGCCCUCGUCCCUGCCCAUCCUGCCUUCUGGACCCCUGUACCCGGGCAUCUUUGACGUCCGCAGCUCUCCCACUGGAGGGGCCGGAGGCUCGGCCGACCCCUUCGCCCCCGUCUUUGUGCCGCCACACCCGGGGAUGUCCGGGGGCCUCGGGGGAGCCUUGUCCGGGGCCUCCCGCUCCCUCUCGCCGACCCGCCUGCUUUCGCUGCCCCCGGACAAGCCUUUCGGCGCCAAGCCUCUGGGGUUCUGGACCAAGUUCGACGUGGCUGAUUGGCUCGAGUGGCUGGGCUUGGCCGAGCACCGAGCCCGCUUCCUGGACCACGAGAUCGAUGGCUCGCACCUGCCCGCCCUGACCAAGGAGGACUACGUGGACCUGGGCGUCACCCGGGUGGGCCACCGCAUGAACAUCGACCGGGCUCUCAAAUUUUUCCUGGAGAGGUGAUGGCUGGCUUGGACGGACCAGCCCCGUCCACAGAACCCUGGAGCUCGCCGGCCUCUGGACCUCUGACCCUUGACCCUUAUUCUCUCCCUGGGCCGGGGACCAUGCUACACCCGUGCCCUGCCGUCAUCUCCCGAGGCUGGAGGUCACCCGGUGGCCUGAUUCCAGCCAGACAUUUGCACCUCACAGGAGGGGGCAGCUAAUGGAGACUGUGUGUGCAGCUGGGAGCCGAGGGGGUGGGCAUGGAAGACAUCAGAGGGGGAUGGAGGAGGAGGAGGGAAGGGGGGACUGACAGAGCCAUAGAGGGCCAGCCCCGAGCCUGACUGGGUGGGGGCGUCGUUCCCCAGGCCGCAGGGGAAGGGGGUGCCCUCAGAUUCCACCACCUGCCACCCCUCUAACAACCCUUUCCCCCCCUUCUCCAGGCCCCUCCGUUCUCCCCGCCUCCCCUCUCCCAAGCACACACAGCGGCCCC
Molecule: messenger RNA, 3106 nt
Organism: Myotis brandtii (Brandt's bat)
Lineage: Eukaryota; Metazoa; Chordata; Mammalia; Chiroptera; Vespertilionidae
Gene: SHANK1
Product: SH3 and multiple ankyrin repeat domains 1
Exons: 22
Cellular component (GO): dendritic spine; postsynaptic density; postsynaptic membrane
Molecular function (GO): synaptic receptor adaptor activity; ionotropic glutamate receptor binding
Source: RefSeq, a predicted model, not a curated record